Messenger RNA from Oldenlandia corymbosa var. corymbosa, 801 nucleotides. The record is from the annotation of a GenBank genome assembly. NCBI's taxonomy places the organism in Eukaryota, Viridiplantae, Streptophyta, Magnoliopsida, Gentianales, Rubiaceae.
AUGGCGAUCAAGCUCCUCAUCGUCACCUUCCUGGUAUGCGCCCUUAACGUUGCCGGAGCAAGAACGAAGGCGUCACCUCCAACUCCAAGAAACGGAACUAUUUCACCUCCUCCGCCUCCCCCUCCAAGAAACGGCACUGUUUCGCCUCCUCCGCCUGUAGCAGGUGGAGGUCCGACGAACUGUUCCGAUGAAUUGGUGGUCUUCUCAAACUGCCUGUCCUACAUUUCCUCUUCUCCAAACAACACGACUACUAAACCCAGCCUCCUAGGAUUUCCGGUCAAUUCCACCAAGAUCCUCUCUCUUUCCUCUCGGUGUCCAGUCAUUGACCACGGAACCAAGGCUAAUUUCUCGAUCAAAGCACUCUGUUCCGGCGUACAUACUCUGCCUCCUUUGUCAAGCAUUAUUCCGAUCGCCCUAAACCACGCAUUUCAGGUCCUGCACCCAUACCCACAGUCCCACAGAUCUCUGUGUGGAAAUGCAUUAGGCAUCUUUAUGUGCGCCAUUGAUGCUUCAUCUUCUAGUCCAGUUAAUCGUUCUCUGCUGCCUCCUGGGAUGAACUUGACUCAGGAGUCUACUGCUUCUUCAGGCACUCGAGGACAUGCUGAUAACCAAUCUGAUAUAAGCAAUCAAGGACAUGCUGAUCGCGAGGAACAUCCAGCACCAGCUUUUCAAGUCUUCCCAGCAUGGAGAACAUUUAGUAUUAACAAAGCAGAUGCAAAUCCAGCUGGCUUUCCCCUUUCAUGGUGCCUUUUUGGUCAUGUUGUUGCUAGCAUAUUCACAGGAUUGUAUGUAGCUUAUUAA